This is a messenger RNA of Polyodon spathula (Mississippi paddlefish), 4234 nucleotides long. Its product is annotated as kunitz-type protease inhibitor 1-like. NCBI's taxonomy places the organism in Eukaryota, Metazoa, Chordata, Actinopteri, Acipenseriformes, Polyodontidae. The record is from RefSeq and is a predicted model, not a curated record. The coding region runs from base 335 to 1849 and encodes 504 amino acids. The transcript is spliced from 11 exons. Gene Ontology annotation, molecular function: protein binding; serine-type endopeptidase inhibitor activity.
GUUUCACAGGUAGAGACACCUGAGGAACAGAAAGGGGUUAAAUUGUUCGUGUCGUGAUCUCACUACGUGAAAACACCCCAAAAAGCAUAACUCUUCGUCAGUUUCGACUGAAAUUCAGUUCUCCAAAAAGAUAAGUAAAUAAAUAACGAAGAAUUAAGAAAGAGCAACGCGAAAUCGAGAAUCUCCACUUGAUCCACAUACGGGAUUUUAGAUCUGAUGUAUUGUGUGAAAACUCUUCAGUAAUCAACAGAACGAGUUGGAGAGAAAAGGAGGUUUUUUCUUGUUUGUUGUUGUUAUAGGAAACUGUAUUAUUGGUUGGGAAUUGGUUUUCUUCAUGAUGUUUGCUAAUUGGGUAGGGGUAUUCCUGCCUUUGUUGGUUGCCUCUUUACUGCCCCUAACGAGGGCACAGGCUCAGAGUUUUGGGGAGGAGUGCUUGUCUAAGUUUACCCCUGGUAAACACGACUUUAUUCUGGAUACGGACGAUUCUGUGAAGGAUGGAGCCACAUUCCUCGCGUCCCCGAAUGUAUCUCACUGGAGGGAGUGCGUGCGGGCCUGUUGCAUGCAACCCAGGUGCAACCUGGCUUUUAUGGAGGAAGCUGACCUUCACUGCUUUCUAUUCGAUUGUCUCCACAAGCAGUCCUAUGUGUGCCGAUUUAUUAAGAAGACGGGAUAUGUUAAUUACAUCUUGAGUUCUGUCUCAAAAGAAUAUCUGGAGGGACACAACUUCAAACCUGAUUCAGAUAAACCUCCAAGUGCAUUGGCUAGUUUGGACCGAGUAGUCCAGCCCCUGGAGACUGUAAUCCUGGCAGGUAUUGAGAGUAAAGAUGAUCACGGCAUCAUCAGCUACAAGUGGGACCUGCUGCAAGGGAACCCCACAGUCCAGUGGCAGAAAACUGAUCUAGAUGACCAGGUGGUUGUGUCCAAUCUGAACGAAGGCACAUACGUUUUCCAGCUGACGGUGACGGACACUGUGGGACAGACGGAUUCUGCGAAUGUCACUAUCCUAGUUCUCACAAAGGAGCAGUCAGCGGAUUACUGCUUGGUUCCUCAUAAGAUUGGCCCAUGUCGAGGUUCAUUCCCUCGGUGGUACUACAAUUCGGAGCUCGGGAAGUGUGAGAAGUUCCUGUUUGGGGGCUGCAAACCAAACCAGAACAAUUAUUUGACAGAGGAAGAUUGUACUGGGGCCUGCCUGGGGCUGAAUGCUGCAUCUAAACAUUCAAGUCGCGGUGUUUUUCCACCAAACAAGUGCAACACCGAGUGCUCCUCCAGCGAAUUCAAGUGUGGGGAUGGCUGCUGUUUGGACAGUGGUCUGGAAUGUGAUGGACAGACUCAGUGCUCUGAUGGGUCUGAUGAGGCUUCUUGCACUAAUAUAAAAAACAAAUUUGGCCGUUUGCUGGAUAUUGACAUUCCAAAGGAGAAAGUUCGUUGCACAGAACCCCCUCUGACUGGUCCAUGUCGUGCCAGCCACCUGCGGUGGUACUAUGACCCGUACAGCACACAGUGUCACCGGUUUACCUUCGGAGGCUGCACUGGGAAUAACAACAACUUCAAGAAUUAUGAGGAGUGCAGUGCUGCCUGUGCAGGAGUGACACAAACAGAUGUGUUUGCCAGGGGACAGUUUGAACGUCAGGACUCUGGUGGCUCCAACUCUGGAGCCAUUGCCGUGGCUGUGCUCCUUGGUGUUUCCAUAGUGAUUGUCCUUGCUGUUCUGGGUUACUGCUGCCUAAAGAAUAGGAAGGCCCAUCUGCGACGUCAGCCCGUGGCUGUCCAUGAUGGCUCCUCCACCCUCUCAACCGCUGAGGACACCCAUAGACUCGUCUACAACUCCACCACCAAGCCCUUGCACUGAGAAGGAAUCUCGCAAACCCAGCAGUCUUUUUGAGAAACAUUUUGGAAAAUAAACAUAGACCAUGAUAUUGUGGCAUUCUUACCACUCACUUCUGGGGGGUGGGGGGGGGUACUUUGUUUUGCUGUAUGUAUUAUACAAGUCCAUAGAAGGCAGAUGAAAUGACAGUAGCAUUUUAAACAUAUCCUAGAUUAAGUUAACGGUACUAAUUUGUUUAAUGUAUCUCCCCUCCACCAGAAACACACAGCAUUAGGGCAGAGAUUGUGAGCCCUUCAGUACAUGCCAGAAUGUUCUGGUCAGUGUUUUAAAAUUUGAAAUAUAUACCUUCUCCACCUCCCCACAGUGACGUCCAGCAACAAGGAGUCUCACGACUUUCAAUCGACUUCUGAAUCCCCUUUGUGACCUUGAGCGAGCCAGAUUAUCUUUUUGAGCUUCAGUUUCACCAUAGCCAUGUUGCCUAGUAGAAACAGGACUCUUCCACUGGAAUUCAAUUGUCUUCCUCUUCUUUGAGCUAUAUUGGCCUUGGACUCCAUCAAUGAGUUGUAAUGUGUAUUACCCUACCCUUCAGACCAUUUUUUAGAGGUGGUGCCUCUCUCAUUACCCAGGGAGCACACUGCAUUUGCUUUUUUUUUUUUUUUUUUUUUUUUUUUUAAUAAUUACACUAUUACAUAUUAUGCAUAUAAAUCAAUAACGAAGGUUUAGAUCCAUUUUAUUUUUUUCUGCUUGAGCAGGAAGGGGAAAAUAUUUUAGCAUAGAGGGUGUUGUCCAACCUCACUGGUGAAUUUUCUUCAAUCGGUGUAUGGACUGUUUGAAUGUGAAGCACUCUUCUUCAUUGAUAGUCUAGACAGACCUUGCACUCUUCCAGUGUACAGUGAUUUCUAAAUAGUAUGAGGCUGUAAAAGGCUUCUAGCAGGUAUCAGUAGAGGAGUGAUGGUCUGUGAAUUGGUUGCUUUAGAAACUUUGUAUUGGCUGUGAUGAUGCAAGAUAUAAAGAGCAUUUCACCUUUACUAGUUUAUAAUACAAGAUUUGUUUUUAAAUUGGCUUUUCCUAAGUAAAUUUCUUAAACAUGAGAUGAUAACUUAGACUGUGUCAUAUUUUAAGGCUUUUUGUGUUUUUUGCAUGUUGCUCAUAAACUUACAUCCUUGGAUGUGGGGUGUACUGCAUACGGCUCUGGGUUCAAUCCACUUCUUACCAAAACGGUGGUACUUGUACAGAGCUCUGAGAAGAAUGCCAAGGAGAUGUUCCUCUGAAAAGGGGGUGGGGGUUACUGUGACCUGGUUUGUAAUGGUUAUGUCCUGUUGCUUUUAAAUUGCUUUCAGUUGAAAAUAUUUUGGAAAUGAUGGCUGCUUCCAGACGAAAAAUGAUAAACCCACAAUCUUGAACUGAUUUCUAAAGGACACAUGAUUUUUUUACUGCCAAUUUAUUAUAUAUAUAUAUAUUAUUUUUUUUUGUUCGUUUUUUUUUUUUUUUUAAAACCCUGAAAGGUAAUGGGUUAUGUUUCUUUUUAUUGAUAAAUAUUGUCAUGGAUGUAUUGUCCUCUACUGUGCCAUGACAAGAAUGCAUUUUUUUGCAACCAAGUUGGAUCAGGCAAUGAACAUAUAAAUGUAUUUUCAAGAAAUCUUUCAGCUGGUGUGAGAGCAGGAAUUUUGGUCUAUAUUAUGUCUCUGUCGUUCAUGUUUAAAUUAAUAUUAAGGAAUUAUUUAAAAAGCAAAAAAAAAAAAAAAACCUUUACAGUAUACCAAGUUAUAAAAUCACUAAGUGACAGAUGGCUUCCUUCAAAUCAGUUAGCAAAUGAUAUUCUAAUGAAAGAAUCACAGUGAAUUCACACUUUUUCACCCCUCCUCUGUCACUCCUGGAUUUCAGCUGAUGGCAUAGCCUUUCGGUGCUUUAAAAACAUUCGAGUUUACCAUUUGGCCAUUUCACGGAUGAAUCUGUAAACUAAUAAUUAGUUUGUAUUUUAUUUUCUAUCAUGUCAUAUAAAGGAGUUUUGUUUUUUUAUUUCCUUAUUUUUUGUCUUCAAAUAGUUUGUUUUUAAGUAUGUACUAUACAUGCAUACCGUUUUACUAUUUAAUUCAAGUUGUGUGUCUUUUAAAAUGUGUGUAAAUGCUGUGUGACAAAACCACUGCAGUGAAGUUGACGUUUAAUAAAUUGGUUUGCAGAUAUUAAAACAUCACUAGACACACACCUUGAUUUACUGUGUGUGUGUGGUGGUGGGGGGUGGGGGGUAAUGUUAAGUGUACAUGGUUCUGUGUCCAGUACAAAUGCUCUUGCAUUGCUGUAAAAUCAAAAAGGAUUACAGAAAAAAACAAUGCUUUUGGAAAUCAGAUUAAAUUGCUCUUUCAUGUACUCUGUAAAAUCGAAUAAACCAAAGUUGAUGUAUGUUUAAAA